CUCAUCAUCUCCACUAGAAAUUCCAUUUUCAUUUCCACCCAAUCCAACAAAGAAUACAACACCAACCAACCAACCAAGCAAACAUAGAUAGAUAGAUGGCCACACUCAACAUUGCGUUCCCUCUGGUGCACCCUAUCUUCCUCACCCAACGCAACCCAUCACCCCAUUCUAUCACCCUCACCUCAAAAUCACUCCGCAGCACCAGCACCAUCGUUCGCGUUGAUGCCAACGAUUUCUUGGGUGACUUUGGUGCCAGAGACCCUUUCCCAGCUGAGAUUGAGAGCCAGUUCGGAGACAAAGUGCUCGGAAACAACGACACUGAGCACAAAAUCCUCAUCCCCAACAUCGCUGCUCUUUCUCUUUCCCAGCAGAACUGCACUCCCGUUUCCCCUCUUCAGCACCCAAUUUCAGAAGAUGAUGCCUCCAAGCUCCUAAGAAAGGUUGUGGGUUGGAGAUUAGUGCAUGAGGAAAGUGGACUGAAGCUUCAAUGUUUGUGGAAAUUGAGAGAUUUUAAAUCUGGAGUUGAACUCAUCAAUAGGAUCUCUAAGGUUGUAGAGGCUGAAGGCCAUUUCCCAAAUAUCCACUUAGAACAACCAAAUCAAAUCAGAGCAGUACUAUGGACAGCUUCUAUUGGAGGAUUAAGUAUGAAUGAUUUCGUUGUAGCAGCAAAGAUAGGUGAAAUAAAGACAUCUGAUCUUGCCCCAAAGAAAAGAGUUUGGGCGUAAUUCUCCAUGAGCUCCAUAAAACAUUUUGCCACUAGAUUUUCUUUAACACAGAAUUGGCACUAAUGUGUGUUGUUUGAUGAAAUCUGUUAUUCUUUCUCUUCAUUUUUAUGUCUUGUACCUCCAAAGCCUCUGUACAUGUCGUGCAUGUGUCAUGCCUUUUUUUGUUUGGCAAAUGUAAUGACUCUAAGCAGUCAAAUUUCAAAAACUGUUGUAUACCAGCAAUUUAUAUAGAUGGCAAGUUCAACUAAGAA
Lotus japonicus is the source of this 976-nucleotide messenger RNA. RefSeq names its product probable pterin-4-alpha-carbinolamine dehydratase, chloroplastic. Gene Ontology annotation, molecular function: 4-alpha-hydroxytetrahydrobiopterin dehydratase activity. The transcript has 3 exons. Gene Ontology annotation, biological process: tetrahydrobiopterin biosynthetic process. Bases 96 to 725 code for a protein of 209 amino acids. Gene Ontology annotation, cellular component: plastid. The record is from RefSeq and is a predicted model, not a curated record. Lineage: Eukaryota; Viridiplantae; Streptophyta; Magnoliopsida; Fabales; Fabaceae.